CAGAACCCCAUGCACCACCUGCACAGUCUUUGGUGGGUGUGGUAAAUGCAAAGAAAAGUGGGUGUAUAUCAGUAUUUGGCAUCUGAGAUACACCCACUUUUUUUGCAAAAACAAAACACAAUAUAUUUCAGAGUCUGAGAUAGAGAGCUAACUCUUCAAUCUAUGCUGCAAGGCACACAUUUAUAUAUUUACUGGAAUGGCUACUAAAGAGCAGAACCAAGACUCCACCACCUCGUGUCCCCCCUUCCGAGAGAGGAUCCUGCUGAACCACAAGCUGUCCUCGUACAGGGACUACCUACAAAGUCGCUACAGAGCACGAGUAUCCACAUCAGUCACACAAUGGCCUCCCGUCUCAACAAAAACAAUUUUCAAACUGGCCAUGAUUCAGAAGGAGAAAAUACAGAGAGGCAGAAUUGACGAUGAAUUUUUUAGACUAUCAAUCACAGCAAAAAUUGACGAUAUUUUACUUCAAAAAACUCCGGUUGACUUGAUAAACAUUUUCUCUGAGAUUAGAGAUAGACGAAACUUUGUGUUGAUUGAAGGAGCUCCCGGCUCUGGCAAGAGCACCCUUGCUCUACACAUCUGUCAGGAGUGGGCAAAGGGGAAACUGUUCCAAGAGCUCGAUAUUGCAAUCCUCGUGAAACUAAGAGAUCCCCUCGUUAGAGAAGCCAUUACAAUUGCUGACAUACUUCCCUGCAUUGAUACGGCCGAAUAACAGAAGAUGGAAUGAAGACGCUUGCCAGACAUCUAACCACCCACUGCUCUGAACUGACACGAUUGUGCAUACCCAGACACCUAAGAUCCUGUAUCGAGACAGUAUUCAGGGACGCUAACAAAGAAAGGAAGAGAAAUGGACUACCUGAGAUUAAUGUGUAUGCAUUUAAUCUCGACCAUUGCAUGUACUUUUGACAACUAUUAUAUUUUAUUCUACAAUAAUAAUUAUCCAAUAUUGCUUCGAGAAAAGAAAAAAGUAGCGUACAGACAUAAUUAUUACACGU
This is a messenger RNA of Halichondria panicea, 998 nucleotides long. RefSeq lists its product as uncharacterized. The coding region runs from base 197 to 715 and encodes 172 amino acids. The transcript is spliced from 2 exons. Lineage: Eukaryota; Metazoa; Porifera; Demospongiae; Suberitida; Halichondriidae. The record is from RefSeq and is a predicted model, not a curated record.